GAGGCCAAGCAGAGCGGAGUGACUACUCGGGCUCGCGUAGCAGUCUCCCUUCCCAGUUCCUGUUUCCGCCUUUCAGUCUUCAGACAGCUUAACAACUUAAAGCAUCAUCCUCAGGCAGAAAAUAGACCUUGAAGAAAUCCAAGCUUUAUGAGGUAAAGCCCGAAAGAAGUUGCCCUCUGAAGUCCGUUGUGAGUGGUCUGUGAGGCGUGUGUUAAGAGGGAAGUAUUCUACAAGGCCACUUCAUAGAGACCCAGAGAGACAUCUGUCAAUCAGUCAGUCAGGACUACAGAGACACAGAGGGUGACAGACCAGACUACCAGACCCAGGAUCAGCACACGCCCAGUCCAGCCUAGACCAGAGAGGACUCGGACAUCCUAACUCCCUGGAGGAACCAUAGCCAUGCAUUAACUAACCCCACCAACCCUACCUGAACUACCUCUCACCAUCUCCGUCCUCCCCCUACGCCCUCCGGCAUUCUCACCAUGCCUCAAGGCCUAUUGUGACGGGAGUGCUGUUCAGAGGGGUGAAAGAUGCGCCCAUGGGCAGGUUCGUGGCGCUGGAUCAUGCUCGUGCUCCUGGCGUGGGGCACACUGCUGUUCUACAUCGGAGGUCACCUUGUGAAGGACAGCGAGCACCCAGAGAGAUCCAGCAGAGAGCUGUCCAAGAUCCUGGCCAAGCUGGAGAGACUGAAACAGCAGAACGAGGACCUGAGACGCAUGGCUGAGACACUCAGGUUACCAGAGGGCCAGUCUGACGGGGGCCCGGUGGUGAGUGCAGGCAGACUGCGGAUCCUGGAGGAACAAUUGAUCAGAGCUAAGGAACAGAUCAACUCCUACCGCAGCCUGCCUGGAGACGGGCCAGGUAGGAACCAGGAAGAGCUGCGGAGGAAGAUAGAGAACGGGGUGAAGGAGAUCUGGUACUUUGUCCGCAGUGAGGUCAAGAAGCUGGGUCACAUGGAGCAGGGGGACCUGCAGAAACACAUCGACACACUGCUGCAGGAGCUGGGACACCAGCAGAGGUCCAUCAUGACUGACCUGCACUACCUGAGCCAGGCUGACGGAGCAGGAGACUGGAGAGAGAAGGAGGCCAAGGACCUGUCUGACCUGGUACAGAACAGGAUCACAUACCUCCAGAACCCCCAGGACUGCUCCAAGGCCAGGAAGCUGGUGUGUAACAUCAACAAGGGCUGUGGCUACGGCUGCCAGCUGCACCACGUGGUCUACUGCUUCAUGAUCGCCUACGGCACCCAGCGUACCCUCAUCCUGGAGUCCCAGAACUGGCGCUACGCCACGGGAGGCUGGGAGACCGUCUUCCUCCCGGUCAGUCAGACGUGCACCGAGCGCACCGGGGUCACCACCGGACACUGGUCAGGCGAGGCCAAUGACAAAGACGUCCAGGUGGUAGAGUUACCCAUCGUGGACAGCCUGCACCCCCGCCCCCCCUACCUGCCCCUGGCCAUUCCCGAGGACCUGGCCCAGCGCCUCCACCGGCUCCAUGGUGACCCUUCCGUCUGGUGGGUGUCUCAGUUUGUCAAAUACCUGAUCCGGCCCCAGGCCUGGCUGGAGAAGGAGAUCCAGGACACCACCGCCAAACUGGGCUUUAGGCACCCCAUCAUAGGGGUCCAUGUGAGACGGACAGACAAGGUGGGGACAGAGGCAGCCUUCCACCCUAUAGAGGAGUACAUGGUACAUGUAGAGGACCAUUUCCAACACCUAGCCAGGCGCAUGCUAGUGGACAAGAAGAGAGUCUACUUGGCCACUGACGACCCCUCACUACUACAGGAGGCCAAGGCUAAGUACCCAGAAUAUGAGUUUAUCAGUGAUAACUCCAUCUCGUGGUCUGCGGGGCUGCAUAACCGCUACACCGAGAACUCUCUGAGAGGAGUCAUCCUAGAUAUUCACUUCCUGUCCCAGACCAACUUCCUGGUCUGCACCUUCUCCUCACAGGUGUGCCGUGUGGCCUAUGAGAUCAUGCAGACCCUCCAUCCUGACGCCUCAUCUCAUUUCCACUCCCUGGAUGACAUCUACUACUUCGGGGGCCAGAACGCCCACAACCAGCUAGCCGUGUACGCCCACCAGCCCCGGAGCUCCGACGACAUCCCCCUAGAGCCCGGCGACCUGAUCGGGGUGGCGGGGAACCACUGGGACGGCAACUCCAAGGGCAUCAACCGCAAGACGGGCCGCACCGGCCUCUACCCGUCCUACAAGGUGAAGGAGAAGAUCGAGACCGUAAAGUAUCCCAUGUACCCCGAGGCAGACAAGAUGCUGAAUCAGUAGAGAGAGACUUCUCAGCAGACUGCUGCCCAGACAGACACUGCUAACUUAUGAGAGAAAACGUGGACCUUCAGCCCGAGAGAGGGGACGAAGGGGAAUGCACUUUGAAUGAGUGUGGGUCUUGGUCAGUUGAAGUGUGUAUGAGUGCGUGUGUGUGCGCGUUUGUGAAAUGCGGCAUGAGGAGUAUCUACAGGGUAUAGGACCCUCCAGUGACUAACUCCUCACCAACCUGACCCUCCGGGACUAGGACCCUCCAGUGACUAACUCCGUCAGGGGGGGGGGAAUUAAAGACUACAAUUAGCAAAGAAAUGAAAGAAAAAACGAAAAUAAGGAAUAAACAAAUGAUAGCACUCCGGUGGAAUGAUGAAGGGAUCGCCCAAUCAGAGCUCUUUAUUUAAAUAAUAGUUGAAAUGACUGAGAAACCUCAGAAUGAUGACUGAAAAAAUAACUACAAAGAGAACUAAUUGUGAACUGUAAGAGCCAACAAACAAACUCUUGAAUUUCGCCUCUCCCCCUGUGCUGUUCUCUUCUCUUCUUGUGGACAUUGGUUGUAGCCAAUUGUUUUCUUCCUUCUUUCCUUCCUGCCCCUGCUUCCUCUCCUCCUUUCACUCCUUCACUCACUCCGUUUCAACUUACGCCAACUCAUGCAUUUUUUCUGUCCCACCCUCUAUUAAUUUUUCACCGCCAUAUUGUGCUUUUGGAUAAGUGAUUUUAAUGUUUUUAGUUGUUGUCGUUGGUGUGUGCGAGAGUGUGCAAGUGUGUGAGCAUUCAAGCAUGUGUGUGGGGUGUGUGUGAGUCCAAAUAGGGUGCCUACUAAGGAAAAUGGCUUCUGUACUUCUCUCCAAGUGUCUCUGUUUUUGUUAGUGUCAAAGUGACGUCAGAGCCAUAAGGACCCAGGCCUUGCCAUGCAGAUACUGCACAUGCAGAAUAAUACAUACUGCACAUAAUAGAGAAAACUGUAUAUGCAGAAUAUUGUAUAUGCAGAAUACCACAUUCAGAAUACUGUAUAUGCAGAAUACUACAUGUAGGAUACGGUAUAUGCAGAAUACUACAUGUAGAAUACUGUAUAUGCAGAAUACUGUACACUCCAGUCCAGACUCACUUAACUGUGUCUUACUCGUUUUCUGUUGUUCAUGUCCUUUUUCAAAUGUUAUUUUAAUGUUAUUGAAUUUGAAAGAAAAAUGAAAAUUGACAACUACACUUUAAAAGAUUACAAACAAUGAUUAUUUACGUAUGAUGAUGAUAGCAUUGAUCAAGAUGAUGAUUAAUGAAGAAUAUGAUUAUUGUCCACCAUGAAGAUGUUCAUAUUUUAUGUUUCUGGGCAUUGUCUUUGAUAAAAGCAGAUCAAAUAAAGUGAUCGGCUCAA
Messenger RNA from Oncorhynchus keta (chum salmon), 3639 nucleotides. Its product is annotated as alpha-(1,6)-fucosyltransferase. Lineage: Eukaryota; Metazoa; Chordata; Actinopteri; Salmoniformes; Salmonidae. Gene Ontology annotation, biological process: protein N-linked glycosylation. Bases 531 to 2276 code for a protein of 581 amino acids. The transcript is spliced from 11 exons. Gene Ontology annotation, molecular function: protein binding; glycoprotein 6-alpha-L-fucosyltransferase activity. Gene Ontology annotation, cellular component: Golgi cisterna membrane. The record is from RefSeq and is a predicted model, not a curated record.